GACGUUUAUUUUGAAAAACGGUACAAGGAAAUGGCCCCGAACAAAUAUUCGCGAUAGUCAUUCACGAGGACUGGUGUCAAGCAGGCAGACUACGGAUGUGUAUGAUGGUGAUAUGGUCGUAAGCCGUUAACUCUACGCAUUGUUGACCAUGUCUCCAUCAAUUCCACUGCAGGAGAUGAUCCGGGCCAUUAGGUCAGCCAGGACUCAGUGCGAAGAGCGGGGUGUCAUCCAGAGGGAAUGCGCUGCCAUCCGGGCACAAUUCAGACAAUCUGACAACGACGGUCGGUCUCAUAACCUUGCCAAGCUUCUCUAUGUGCACAUGCUUGGCUACCCCGCACAUUUUGGUCAGAUGGAGUGUGUUCGGAUGAUCGCCAGCCCUCGCUACAGUGAAAAGCGUGUCGGAUACCUUGGGGCCAUGAUGCUGCUGGAUGAGAAGCAGGAUGCCAGUUUACUCAUCACCAAUUCCAUAAAAAAUGACCUGUCUCACAGCAGCCAGUACGUUCAGUCACUGGCUCUGUGCACACUCGCCUGUAUUGGCUCCUCUGAGAUGUGCAAAGAUCUUGCCCCUGAGAUUGACAGGCUGCUUCGGGCAUCCAAUUCUUACAUUAAGAAGAAGGCCGCAUUGUGUGCCAUCCACAUUGUUAGAAAGGUUCCAGAUCUCGGGGAGCUCUUUAUUCCGACAGCUCGCUCUCUCCUGUCAGAGAAGCACCACGGUGUGCUCCAUGGUGCUGUCGUGCUCAUCACUGUGCUGUGUGAGUGUAAUCCAGAGACCCUGGAGCGCUUCAGAAAGGCCGUUCCAGAUCUGGUUCGCAUUAUGAAGAGCUUGGUAACUUCCGGUUACUCUCCAGAGCAUGACGUGGCAGGGAUCAGUGAUCCUUUCCUACAGGUCCGCAUCCUGAGACUGCUGAGAAUCCUCGGGCGCAACAACGAGGCAUCAAGCGACACCAUGAAUGAUCUGCUAGCUCAGGUAGCUACCAACACAGAUAGCACAAAAACUGUGGGCAAUGCUGUUCUGUAUGAGACCGUUCUCACCGUGCUGGACAUCAAGUCAGAAAGUGGCCUCAGGAUCCUGGCUGUGAACAUCCUUGGCCGCUUCCUCCUGAAUAACGACAGGAACAUUCGAUACAUUGCCAUGACCUCCCUCCAAAAAAUUGUUGGGACAGAUCACAUUGCUGUGCAGCGUCACAGAGGAACCAUCGUGGACUGCUUGAAGGACCCGGAUGCUUCCGUCAAACGCCGCGCGUUAGACCUCUCCUUAGCGUUGGUGUCCGCCAGCAACAUCCGCUCCAUGAUGAAAGAGCUGCUUGUGUUCCUCUCCUGCUGCCCGCCUGAACUCAGAGCUGAAGCUACCAGCGGUAUAUUCCACGCCGCAGAGAGGUACGCACCCUCCCAGCGCUGGCACAUUGACACCAUCCUGCAUGUCCUCACCACGGCUGGAGGUGAUGUAAGAGACGAAACCGUCCCCAACCUGAUUCUGCUUAUCACCAACGCUUCUGAGCUUCACUGUUACACCGUCCACAAGCUUUACCGAGCGCUGCUCACUGACAUCUCUCAGCAACCGCUGGUUCAGGUGGCCUGCUGGUGCGUUGGAGAGUAUGGGGACCUGCUACUCAGAGGAGAGUGUCAAGAGAUGGAGCCCAUUGAGGUGACUGCAGACAGCGUACUGGAUGCCUUGGAAACCGUUCUCCAGUCUCACAUGUCCACCCCGACGACAAGGGGCUUUGCUCUCACCGCCACCAUGAAACUGAGCACUCGUAUCAAUGACAACGUCGAUCGAAUCAGAAGCAUUGUAAGCAUUUACGGCAGCUGUAUCGACGUGGAGCUCCAGCAGAGGGCAGUGGAAUACAAUGCGCUCUUCAAAAAAUAUGACCACAUGAGGGCAGCAGUGCUGGAGAGAAUGCCUGUGAUUGAGAGGAACUCUCCGGGCCAUCGCAAUGGGGACUCGAUGGGGGACGUCAUCACAGAGGUGGAGGUGGACAAGGUGAAGCGGAGAGAGCCCCCGCUGCCACAAUCGCCAGCUAACCAGGUAUGUAACCUUUUGGACCUGCUCGGGGACUCCGAGGAAUCCGUUCAGGCCGGUCCGGCUCAGGGUGGAACCGUAACCGUCCAGUCCACAAACACAGCCAAGCCUGCUGGAGAGGACCUUCUGGAUCUGUUGGGAGGCUUUGAGCCCACCCCUCUGGCGCCAGCGCCUGCAGUAACAGUGUACGAGAAGAACGGUGUCACUUUGACUCUCGGCUGUGAGAAACACUCCGACUCCGGCGUGACAGUGACCCUGAAAGGCUGCAACUCCUCUGACUCGGACGUCACUAGCUUUGCUCUCCAAGCAGCUGUGCCAAAGAGUGUCCACUUGCACAUGAAGGCCCCCAGCGGAGACACUCUUCCUGCAGGAGGUUUAGCUCAUGUGACCCAGUUGGUACUUCUCGACAAUCCAAGCAAGGUCAACCUUAAAAUGAGGAUUCGGAUAUCUUACUCAAGUGGAGGAUCUUCCAUUCAGGACACAGUUCAGAUUGAUUCCUUUCCUGGGCUUUCCUGAUUGGCGCCUGUCAUUCAACCAUCAGACCUCCACACUACCAUUCCUCACAUUCCUGAUUUGGUUGAAAUUUGAUCAAGAGCACAUCCUCAUCACCGAUUUGAUAUUGCACUCUCCACUUUGGAAUACUGAGAAACAAUCCAAAGUGUUGGUGUUUCCCAAUGUUGACUGGCUAUCAAAUGUUACCUUCGGUGUACUGUUCAGGGUUUUUACCAAGACUGUCGUUGAUUUUAUCUUCCAAGGUGAUUUUGUUUUUUGUUUCUUUGACUUAAAGAUGUCGAAUGUCUUGUAGCACUCCAUUUGCACUCACUCCAUAUCGCUCUUAAAUGAAAUGGUAAACACUAAACCACUCCCAGAUGAACCGUCACUAUACCACCGUAUUGACAAGCAACUCCCAGCUCCUAUCUUCUCCUGUGCCUUUCAUUCUAUUUGUUCCCCCAUUUUUUUCCCCCUAUUUUGGAAUCAUGUCAUGACAGUACAAUCGGAAAUUCAAUUACUUUAUCAAUCAUGCAAAACCUUUGAACAAUAGCCCUUUGUUGACACACACUUUCAAUACGUUUUAAGCGACCGUAUUGUAUAAACUGUAAACAAUAUAUUUUGUUUUAAAGAUCAACGCACAUCUCUUUUUAAAAGAAAAGAGGGCUAGAGUACGUUUGGUAGUCCUUAAAGUUCUGGAAAUCCUGAAUGUCUGUUGUGGUGUUAGUUAUUCAUACUGUUGCAGAUCUAAGAAAACUAUUUCAAGU
This is a messenger RNA of Hippocampus zosterae (dwarf seahorse), 3276 nucleotides long. It is a transcript of the gene ap1g2, whose product is annotated as adaptor related protein complex 1 subunit gamma 2. Gene Ontology annotation, cellular component: membrane coat; Golgi apparatus; AP-1 adaptor complex. The coding region runs from base 149 to 2536 and encodes 795 amino acids. The transcript has 22 exons. NCBI's taxonomy places the organism in Eukaryota, Metazoa, Chordata, Actinopteri, Syngnathiformes, Syngnathidae. Gene Ontology annotation, biological process: Golgi to vacuole transport; intracellular protein transport; receptor-mediated endocytosis. The record is from RefSeq and is a predicted model, not a curated record. Gene Ontology annotation, molecular function: clathrin-cargo adaptor activity.